GCUGGCGGGCCGGGCGCGGCCAUUGUUGCUCCGUCCUUCCUCCUACCGGGGCCGUCCUUCUCCGUCGCGCCCGCCGAACCGCUGGAGAGGCUCGGUGGGCGCCCUGCUGGGGAUGGAGGGGGAGAGCACGACGGCGCUGCUGCCGGGCUUCCUCUUCGGUGCCCUCGCUUUCCACCAUCUCAGCACCGACUCGGAUACUGAAGGCUUUCUUCUUGGAGAUGUGAAAGGUGAAGCCAGGAACAGCAUUACUGACUCUCAGAUGGAUGAUGUUGAAGUUGUGUAUACAAUUGAUAUACAAAAGCACAUUCCAUGUUAUCAACCCUUCAGCUUUUACAAUGCAGCUGGAGAACUGAAUAAACCAAUGUUGAAGAAAAUAUUGUCAGGGUGCAAAAAGAAUGUGGUAGGUUGGUAUAAACUCAGGCGCAAUACUGACCAGGCAAUGACCUUUAGAGAACAGCUUCUUCACCAGCACCUUCAGUCACACUUGUCAAAUCAGGGGCUUGUGUUUCUGUUACUCACUUCCAAUGUAAUCUCUUCAAGUUCAUCCACGUACAAACUUGAAUACGCAUUGCAUAAGCCACAAGAGGGGCUUUUUCAGAAAGUGCCAAUAGUUGUAGCCAAUCUUGGAAUGGCAGAACAGCAAGGUUAUCGAACGGUGUCUGGCUCUUGUAUUUCUUCUGGCCUUUGCAAAGCGAUUGCAGUACACAGGUCAGAAUUCUUCAACGAAGAUGAUUCUCUAAAAGAGGUUCAUAAGAUUAAUGAAAUGUAUGCUACUUUGCAGACAGAACUAAAGAGUCUGUGCAGUAAAGUAGUUGAUAGUGAAAAAUCAGUAGAGAAUCUGUUAUCACAAGUAGAUCAGCUGAGACAAGAAGUAAGAAGCAAAAAAGAAGAGAAGAAAACUGCAGGAAAGAACAGAAAUUGCUCAGAUGAGCCAAAAGAGAAUAUUUUUCUUUGUCAAGCUCUGCAGCACUUUUUCCCAAAUUCUGGGCUGCAGACAAGCAUAGUUACUUUAAAAGGAAGACAGAUUUCUAAGCAGUGCUGCACUGUUGACCACAACAUCAAAAUAAUGGACCAGUUAACUUUAAUGAUCAAAGAAAGUAGUUUCCCUGAAGCUGAAACAAGACAGACAAUGAAGCGAAAAGCUGUCAUAAACACAAGUGGGCCAAAGGAAUUCAAAAGACUGCGAUCAUUCCACCUUAAUCAAAAACUAUUUCAAGACGACCAGGAAAACAGUGACCAAGAAUUAAAUGUUACAAGUAACAUCAAACCAACAGAAAACGUGACACACUGAUGGACACACACUGUCUUCAACUCCUUAAUCCUGUCCAGUGGCAAAGGUUUUGGUUUUUUUUAUUCUCACCCCAUCGCUGCUUUCACUUCAUUAAUACAUGGAAUAUUUGAGCAACACUUUGCAAUUAAAACAUCAUCAUUUUAAAUCAGCAUCAUUCUUACAACUUGGAAAAAAAGUUCAAAUUGUUCUUCCUCACUAAAUCUUUAUAUCGCUUACUCUCUUAAAGAGUGGGGCAGAAAGCAGCAGAAUCAAAUAACCUAUCUGAGUUUUUGUUUUCAAGAAGAACUAUAUUAAAAAUGCAAUGGUACUUUCUUUAAAUAACACACUGAUUGUGAAGUGAAGCACUGGCCCCAGAACCAAACAUUGCAGUGAAAAAGACCAAUCUUUAAGAAUUUCAUUCACAAUUAUCACUUCACACUGUGUUUUAAUACUUAGCAUUUCUACAACCUUACUACGUAUCUGAGCUAAAAUGUGUAAGUAGAAUUGCACUUCAGGUGAGUGAACCCCAGAGAUGCUAAUUCAAAGGAGGGAUACAGUAUCAGUAGGCAAAAUGGUUUAUCUUCUAUCCUGCAUCUGAAGCAACUGCAUUCUGAUACAAUUUCAGAAAAGACCCUAUCUAUACAAGUUGAAGCAAUCAGAUAUUUACUAUUAAGAGACACACCUCUCUCUUGAUAACACUAUACACAGAGCAAGAAUUACUAUUUGUUUUGUAC
Candoia aspera is the source of this 2004-nucleotide messenger RNA. RefSeq names its product abraxas 1, BRCA1 A complex subunit (gene ABRAXAS1). NCBI's taxonomy places the organism in Eukaryota, Metazoa, Chordata, Lepidosauria, Squamata, Candoiidae. Bases 113 to 1291 code for a protein of 392 amino acids. Gene Ontology annotation, biological process: mitotic spindle assembly; attachment of spindle microtubules to kinetochore; protein K63-linked deubiquitination. The record is from RefSeq and is a predicted model, not a curated record. Gene Ontology annotation, molecular function: microtubule binding; polyubiquitin modification-dependent protein binding. Gene Ontology annotation, cellular component: nucleus. The transcript is spliced from 9 exons.